Psilocybe cubensis is the source of this 348-nucleotide messenger RNA. RefSeq lists its product as uncharacterized. Bases 1 to 348 code for a protein of 115 amino acids. The record is from RefSeq and is a predicted model, not a curated record. Lineage: Eukaryota; Fungi; Basidiomycota; Agaricomycetes; Agaricales; Agrocybaceae. The transcript has 4 exons.
AUGCGUCUUACUUCGUCCAUAAUCUUGCUUACCCUGUCCGCGCUCGCCAGUGCUGCGAACCUUCAACCACCCGUAAAUCGUACCGCGGGUGCGCAUACUCAGGUGCAUUGGGAUGUGUCGCCUAACGACCGCGAGGAGUCAUGGACACUGUUCCUCAUGGACCCAGCCUAUGCAUUUGGGCUAUAUGCCAUCCUCGGCACAGAGAUUCAAAACAGCUUGGGUGUAGUAGACGUUGUGCUACCUGUUGGACUGGAUCCCAGCAAAGAUUACAUCUUGAAAUCUGUGAAAAAUGACUGGGUCGACUAUGUUCUUCAGGAAAGCCCUAUCUUUCAUAUUACAGCAGCAUAA